AUGUUACAAUCAUCCGAUAAUACUCGUCGAAUUCAACAAUCAUCGAAAAAUAUGAUGCAAUUUACUGAGAUAUAUCCAAUAAAUGAACAAUUAGGACCAUCUCCUCGAAGUGGCCAUCGAGCCGUAGCAACAGAUUCUGACCUAUGGUUAUGGGGUGGCUAUUUUCCGCGUCAAACAAAUCAAAAUGAAUCUAUGUUUAGAGAAUUAUGGAGAUACAAUUUUGCUCUGAAACAAUGGACAAAAGAAGAAACUAUUGGGGAUGGUCCAACGUUAACAUUAGCAUCACAUGCUGUUUGUCUUCAUCAACAUCUAAUGUUUGUAUUUGGAGGAACGGGUUUUCCAUUUGGUCAACACGGUUCAAACGAUCUCUAUAUAUUGGACUUACGACAACGAAAAUGGAAACGUCAUAAAUUACUGACAGACCCACCUGGGAAAGUCUACGGUGCAAGUAUGUUGAUUAAAAAUGAAUAUUUAUAUAUUCUAUGUGGAACAAAUAGUUUACGAUAUAAUUCUGAUGUAUAUCAAAUUCAUUUGCCAACAAUGCAGAGUAUAAAAAUUGGACAUACAUUUGAUGAAAUCGAAGAACCAUUUGAGGCGGGACGAUAUCGUCAAGAAGCUGUAUUACACAACGAUAAAAUAUUCGUCUUUGGCGGUGGAGGAAUUUUAGGCAUCUCAUUUUCAUUGAAAUUGAUUCCCAUAUUUGAUUUGAAUACACAUACGUGGUCAUUUUUAAAAACAAUACCAGAUCCUGUACAUAGCUAUCCUUCUGAGAGAAAAUUUCAUAGUGUAUUUAAAAUAAGUGAAAAUCGUUUACUCGUAUUUGGAGGUGCACAUUUUGAUAUUCAGCAAAAUCAACAUUUUUUAGUUGAAAAAAAUGUAUGGUCAUUUGAUUUCAAUAAAUUAGAAUGGACUAAAUUACCGAUACAAAUGAUUACAUCAACUUAUUUUCACGCUGCUGCAAUGAAUCAACGAGGAGAGAUUUGGUCACAUGGUGGUGUUUUAUUAACGGAUAAUGAUCAAGAUGGUGAUGAGUUAACACGUGAAAAACGAAUAUCAAAUUUAUUUAUGUUUCAUGUACGUCCAUUAAGUCUACAAGAAAUAGCAUGGUCCAAUUUUGUAACAAAAAUUACGGAUAAAAGUUUAUUAACAAAACGUUCAUCAUUAUUAGAAUUAAUGAUUCCUCUACAAUUUGUUAAUAGAAUACAUUAA
Molecule: messenger RNA, 1209 nt
Organism: Didymodactylos carnosus
Lineage: Eukaryota; Metazoa; Rotifera; Eurotatoria; Philodinida; Philodinidae
Source: the annotation of a GenBank genome assembly